AUGGAGGCUUUUUUGUUCCUCCUAGUCCUCGGCUCAUUAAUCCUCUCUCACUCUGUAGGUGGUGAUGUGUGUGUUUCUGGUCAUGAUAGUGGUCCAGUCUUUGAAGAACAGCCAAGCAGCUUAAUUUACCCAGAAGGCCUCAGUGAAGGGAAGGUGGUUCUCAGCUGUCAAGCCAGGGCAAGUCCAGCUGCUUCAUACAGGUGGUUAUUGAAUGGUACAGAAGUACCACUAGGCUUAGACCUCCGCUACACUCUUGUUGCUGGAAACCUGGUGAUCAGCAGACCCGAAUCUGGUAGAGACACAGGGUCUUAUCAGUGUUUAGCUAUGAACCGCUGUGGAACCAUCAUCAGCAGAGCAGCGAACCUCAAGUUUGGGUACCUUCACGACUUCCCACCAGAUAGCAGGAGUCCUCAGACAGCUUAUGAAGGCAUUGGAACAUUUCUAGCAUGCCAGCCACCUCCACAUUAUCCAGCUUUAUCCUACCGGUGGCUGCUCAAUGAGUUUCCCAACUUCCUCAAGAAAGAUGAUGGCCGUUGGUUUGUUUCCCAGGUAACCGGUAAUCUCUACCUUGCUAAAGCUGAGCCCAACGAUACUGGAAACUACUUCUGCUUCACUACCAUCAACAUGGACAUUAGUACAAAGAGUACGUUCAGCAAAGCUAACCAACUCACUGUUCUGCCAGAAGCCAAUCCAAAGAAGUCAGCGCCAAGCAUCAAGGUACGCUUCCCUGCAGAGACCUACGCUCUUGCUGGGCGCACUGCCUAUUUGGAGUGCUUCGCCUAUGGAAAUCCAGUCCCCAAACUGAGAUGGAAAAAGGUGGAUGGACUCAUGCCCUCCAAGGCAGGUUCUAGUGUUGAUGGUCCCACACUUAUUUUACCAGACCUUUCCUUUGAUGACGAGGGUCUUUACGAGUGUGAAGCCCAUAAUUCAGAGGGAGUUGAUGUAUACCAGGGCCGCAUCAGUGUGCAAGCUCAGCCAGACUGGUUGCAGGUGAUGAGUGACUCUGAAGUCGAGAUCAGUUCAGAACUUCAUUGGAGUUGUGUGGCUGCUGGCAAACCGCGACCGUCCAUUCGUUGGCUCCGCAAUGGACAGCCCCUCACUACACAGGAUAGAGUUGAAGUGAAUGGAGUUCGUCUCAAGAUCAGCAACCUAGCGUUGGAGGAUUCUGGGAUGUACCAGUGUGUUGCUGAGAACAAACAUGGAACAAUCUACUCUACUGCUGAGCUUAGAGUCCAAGUUCAAGCCCCGGACUUCAGACUCAACCCUGUGCGGAAACUGAUUCCUGCGGCCAGAGGGGGACAAGUGAUGAUUGAGUGUCGCCCGCGUGCAGCCCCCAAGCCCAGUCUCUUCUGGAGUCGUGGCACAGAGCUUCUCACCAACAGUAGCAGGGUAACUGUGACUCGAGAUGGCAUCUUAUGGAUCACUAACAUAAGCAGAGCAGAUGAAGGGAAAUACACGUGCUUUGCUGAGAAUUACCUGGGAAAAGCUAACAGCACAGGACACCUGUCUGUCAGAGAUGCCACCAAAAUCACACUGGCCCCCUCCAAUGCCGACAUCAAUCAAGGGGAGAAUGUGACACUGCAGUGUCAUGCCUCCCAUGAUCCUACCAUGGACCUGACGUUCACCUGGGCCCUCAAUGGGGCUCUUCUGGACCUGGAGGACUCUUCAGGGCCAUACCAUCGAGUAGAGAGCAAGGAAACCAUCGGAGACCUGUUUAUUUGGAAUGCUCAACUGAGUCAGGCAGGCACUUAUACCUGUACAGCUCAAACCGUGGUGGACAGUGCCUCAGCUACUGCCAAACUUGUGGUACGAGGCCCACCAGGACCGCCUGGUGGUUUAUUGGUAAGGAAUGUUGCUGAAACAUCAGUGUCGUUGAGAUGGAGUCGUGGCUAUGACAACCACAGUCCAAUCGGCAAUUACGUGAUCAUGGGCCGCUCUUCUCUGUCAUCUAAGUGGAAGCGGAUGAGGACAGAACCAGUGAAUAUUGAAGGAAAUGCAGAGUCUGCACAGGUGAUUGGGCUAGUGCCCUGGAUGGAUUAUGAAUUCCAGGUCAUUGCCAGUAACAUCUUGGGCAGUGGAGAGCCCAGCAUGCCCUCAAAUAUCAUCCGUACACAACAAUUAGCUCCCUCAGUGGCUCCCAGUGGACUCGGAGGCGGAGGGGGAGAUCGCCAUGAACUCAUUAUUACAUGGACGCCCAUGGCUCGAGAAUAUCAGAAUGGUGAUGGCUUUGGCUACACACUGGCAUUCAGAAAGAAAGACACAUCGCCAUGGACAGAAGUGCGCAUACCUUUAGUGGAGUCAUCCCGAUAUGUGUACUACAAUGAAACCCUGAUGCCAUACAGCCCGUUUGAGGUGAAAAUUAAAGCCUUUAACCGAAGAGGCGAAGGUCCAUUCAGCCAAAUUGCUGUAGUCUACUCUGCUGAAGAAGAGCCAACCGUUGGACCAUUAAGCAUAAAUGUCACUGCACUGACAGCUUUUGAGAUCCAAGUGUCGUGGGACCCUGUCCUGCAAGCUAAUACCAAUGGCAUCCUAAGAGGAUAUGAGAUCCGUUACUGGCGACAGCAGGAACGGGAGGCGGCAGCAGACCGAGUGAGGACAGCAGGACUAGAAACAACAGCCAGGGUGUCUGGACUUCGUCCCAGCACUCGGUAUCAUGUUGCAGUUCUAGCAUAUAACAGCGCCGGCACGGGCCCACCCUCACCACGGUCUACAGUCACCACGAGGAAACCACCUCCUAAUCGCCCACCUGGAAACAUUUCAUGGAGGUCUGAUGGCUCAUGGGUAACUGUGCGAUGGGACCACGUGAAGGUCAUGCACAAUGAGUCAGCAGUACUGGGUUACAAAGUUUUGUACAAGCAUGAGGGGCAAGCAGUUUUGAAGGUCUUGGACAUGGCGAAGACAUCAGUGAACCUGCCGCUACCCAAAGAUGAUGCAUACGUCGUAUUGGAAAUACGAUCCUGGGGUGAAGGUGGAGAUGGACCCUCACAUGAGAUUAUUGUCUCACGGGACUCAGGAACUGGCAUGAUGGUGCAGAGCGAGGCAGUAGUCUACAGUCAUUCACUUCUUCUGAUCAUUGGCUUGUUUCUUCUCACAAUUGUGUCAGUCGUGUAA
Molecule: messenger RNA, 3111 nt
Organism: Nerophis lumbriciformis (worm pipefish)
Lineage: Eukaryota; Metazoa; Chordata; Actinopteri; Syngnathiformes; Syngnathidae
Source: RefSeq, a predicted model, not a curated record